GUUUUUGACAAAAAGCUUCAACAGAAAGACUAAGUCAGAGACAAACACUGAGGACUCAGCAUUGUUGAAACUGUUAAAAGCAGAACACCCUCCACCUGCAAUACAAUCUCAGGAUUCAGGAUGUUGUAGUUGCCGAUUAUAGAUAUUUCCUGAAUGGAUUCGACGUCUUUAUAGAGAAGGAUGAACAACUCGAUUAAUACCUCAAACUGACUGGAAUUGACUCCCAACCAUGCGUACAGGGGACUGGCUCACAUGGAGGAACAUGUUGAAAAACAGUUGCUUUCAAACGAGGAAUUCUGUGGCUAAUUGAGGUGAAAAUGACAUGCCCAAACUGACCUCUUGACUUGACCUCUGAUAGGUCAGGGCUCAGAUUGGAAUAACCCCAAAAAUACAGACCAGUCUAAACCCCUCAACAUGUCUUUCCCGGAACACUUCACGUCCCCCUUACCCCCCAGACCAGAGGCCAAACCCCGGCCCCCCAUCUCUAGAAAAAACCCUUCCUCCAAUGGAGCCCCCUCCACCCCCUCCCAGCUCGGAGAGAUGGGCAGCACAGACCACAAUUCGGGGGGGAAAGUCAACAGCAUUGUGAGUAAGUUCAGCCACCCAGAGACUACACCAACCACCACUGGAGAUGCUAAACUAACCACCAAUCCAACUCUCCGGACCCGGGGUCCCAGGAGGGCCCCCACAGUCAAACCCAAACCGACCCGGCACUCUGUCCAGCAGUCUGGGGGUCCAGACCAGGCUCCUCCACUGCCCAUGAAUAGGAGCCGGAUCCUGCGGCAGGCCAAAAGAGAGACCCCUGGAGGAGAGGAGGGAAAUGGCAUCACAGUCAGUCGAUCAGCACCUGGUGGAAAGGAGGUAGAGCGACAGCUGAUUGGAGGAGUGGAAGCAGAGGCAGAGCACGGUUCAGACACGCCCCUUAACCCAUGCUUCGACUGGGAAUGCAGCUGUGUUUGCCACGUCCACAUGCCCGGCAUGAAGCUGGUAUGGGUGCCCAUCGAUGAGGAAGAGAAAGAAGAUGAAAAGGAGGAGGAGGUUAAGCUGGAAAGGGAGGAGGAAGAGAGUGGAGGGGAGGGGACCUCCUUGGCCAUAAAACGCCCCCCCACCCCCCCUAAACAGACCCAAUCUUUCCCAAGCCAUUUUAAAGCUUCCAUAGAGGAGGAGGAAGAGUCUAUAUAUGAAACUACUCUACUAAUGGUGGAUCCAACACCUAGAAAGAUCUGUCAAGAACUGGACAUUCCCCUUAUCAAGGUUCAGAAACCUGUCCAUUGGUCAAAACUGUCCUCCAGCAACUCGGAGGACAACACUUCGGUCCAGUCCGAGUCGGACCCAUCCCAAACCCAGACUACUGAGGAUGCCUCCGUGGCUAUCCCACCUCGGGUAUCUCUCGCCCAGGACAAGUCCAAAACACCCGGCCACAACCUCAUGCCCAUUCCCAGGGGGGGUAUCGCCUUGCCCCAGCCCACCGCGGAGGAAUGGCGCUCCCUGCGCCCCUCACCCCCCAAUCCUUCCGCCAGUCCCAUAGUACUCCACCGGGCGGGCAACAGAGUCCCUCCACCUCAGCCCCCCAAGACAGGCAUCUCCGUCCAUUCCGUCAAGCAAGCUAUAAAAGAACACGAGGAGGAUGGAAGCGCUGAAGGAGAGGAGAAGGACACAGAAGAAGACAGUGCCCCUCUCGGGACAGGAUGCUUUAUUGGCUGGGAGUCCAGACAGCUGGAUGUGCCUCUGUACCAAACGUACCGUGCUACCGUCAUCCACAAGGAGAUCCGGCGCCAGACGGUGUGCCGCAACACCAGCAAGGCCAGUGCUGACUACCACAUGGACUGGCCUGCACGCCGGGGUGGAGUGGGCAUGGGGGCAGCCGGCGUGGGGGCGGUGGGCAAUGGCAAUGGGGCACCCAGUGCCACUAUUCCAUUGCCCACCCUGGGCCAGAGCACCCUGUGGCAGGACCGACCAGAAGUACGGAAAAGUGGGGUGCUGGAGACCCUCAGCCCUGCACAGUGCAAGUACCAGGAGAGUAUGUUUGAGGUGUUGACAUCGGAAGCGUCGUACGUGCGUUCCCUACGCGUUCUCAAUGAACACUUCCUGGAAUCCCGGGAGCUGGAGGAGGUGCUGAUCAUCCGGGACAGGAAGACUCUCUUCUCCAAUGUCCUGCGAGUCCUGGAGGUCAGCGAGAGUUUUCUGAUGGCCCUAGAGAACCGUAAGAAAGAGAGUCUGGUGUUCUCCGACAUCUGUGACAUCAUCCAUUUCCAUGCUCAGCACAACUUCCCGGUCUACAUCGACUACGUCCGCAACCAAAUCUACCAGGGGAAGACUUACACCUCCCUCAUGAAAACCAAUGUGGACUUUGCCACCGUCAUCACCCGUCUGCAGGAGUCUCCUCAGUGCCAGAGGCUGCCAUUCAUGUCCUUCCUGCUGCUGCCCUUCCAGCGAAUCACACGCAUCAAGAUACUCGUUGAGAACAUCCUGAAGAGAACACAUUUGGGGACGAAAGAAGAGCAGACUGCCUCCAACGCCUUGGACUCUGUUUCUAAGAUCAUAGAGGAGUGCAACACCCAGGUGGGAAAGAUGAAACAGGUGGAAGAGCUGAUCCACCUCUCCAAGACGCUGGAGUUUGACAAGCUCAAGGCCAUCCCCAUCAUUUCCCAAACCCGUGUCUUGGAGAAGCGUGGGGAGUUACAGGAGAUGGCCAAAGGGAGCACCCUUUUCAACCUGGGUCACAAGUUCACCCCCGUCUACCUCUUCCUCUUCAACGACCUGCUCAUCAUCGCCACCAAGAAGGGUUCGGAGCGUUUUGUGGUGUUGGACCACGCCCACCGCACCCUGGUCCAGGUUCAGCCAAUAGGAGACGACCAGGUCUCCAACCCUAGCUAUGAACACUGCUUCUGUCUGACUCUACUGGAGAACCACCAGGGACGCAUGAUGGAGAGACUGAUGAAGGCCCCUUCACAGUCUGACCUGCACCGGUGGAUAGCAGCGUUCCCUGACCCCAUGAAACCUGAUGGGGACAAGGAGGAGGUUGUCUAUGAGGACUGGGACUGUCCUCAGGUGCAGUGUGUGGAGCAGUAUGUUGCUCAGCAGGCUGAUGAGCUCAACCUAGAAGCCACUGAGAUCAUCAACGUGGUGCGCAAGACCAACGAGGGUUGGUACGAGGGGAUCCGUCUCUCCAACGGACAGAAGGGUUGGUUUCCUGUGGAGAACGCUGUAGAGAUCACCAACGAGCAUGUGAGGCGGCGGAACCUUCGAGAACGCUAUCGGGUCAUUCAGGCCGCCAGCAUUGUCACCAACAACAUGACCAAGACUACCCUGUAAUGUUGACGGGAACAUCAGGAGAACAUCGACAGACACGCCGCAGAAUGUCAGUUGAACGUUUACAUAACGUCACUAGAACGUUGCUGGAAUAUUCAACUGGAUAGGGGAGAGUGAACCAGUGCUUGCUAUGCAUACUCCCCUGAAGAACUCUUAGCUGGAGACAUAAGGAGCAUUUGGAGGAGCUCUAUCUUAUCAAAUUGUUUGACUGGCAUGUUUUGUUUUGUUCAAAUUAGUCAUUUGAUGAAGUUAUGGGCUAGGGUUUCUUUAGGGAACUUUUAAGAACCAGGAAAUGAUAUGUAGUCUUACAGGAGGAAAAGGAUGAGAAACUUCUUCUGAACCUAGUAUACCUGUCCCUGUAAAGUUUGCUUAAUGUUGAGAGUGUGUGUGUGUGUGUGUGUGUGUGUGUGUGUGUUUGAACUUGCACCUAACCCCACACUGCCAAAGGAAAGCCCCAAUUGUGAGUCAGGUAUACCAUGGCAGCAGGUAGCCUAGUGGUUAGAGCAUUUCACUGAACCUAUCUGGUGUAUGUGACAGUAAAAAACUACAUAUAUCAUCAGGUUGGUGGCUAAAAAUGUCUUCAUUAUGUAACACACUGCCAACAGACAAUGAUUAACCUACAGUAGUCAUCACAGGAAUGCAUUGACAGCCCAUAAUGCUCACAAACACACAGUCAGUCACAUACUCCAGUUAACACCAACAUACCUGAGAUACAUACGGGCAGACGAGGAGAACCGGUACAGUAUUUUCCCUCAGACAUAAGUACACAAUUUUUUUUUUUUACAUAUUUUUUUGUGUGUGUGUGUGUGUGUGUGUGUGUGUGUGUGUGUGUGUGUGUGUGUGUGUGUGUGUGUGUGUGUGUGUGUGUGUGUGUGUGUGUGUGUGUGUGCGCCCUACUGCUGCGGUUUCGUAAUCACUACAGGAUUGAAUACAUUUGACCGUCAUUAGACGGUAGAGUCGCAAUAUCGGUAACAUAGAGCCGAAACAUCUAGUUGAAUCCAACUCUAGUAUUAUGAUACCAUAUGUGUAUUAAUUCUACAGCAGGCCUUAUAGGUGUAAACUCUGUGGUAAUGCCAGGGCUUUUCUCAGUUUUAUUUUACAAUUUGUAUGAUGUUAAAUAUUAGCCACUAUCGGGAGACACCCGUCUGUACAUACAUUUAUAUCUGUCACUUUAGUGUUCGCUUUCCUUCAAUUUGUAGCCUAUUGAUUCCUUCCAUUCCAUUUACCAUUCUUUCCUCUGUUAUGUCCAUGUAGUUGUUCCUGAGGGUGGCAUUAGUGGAUCAUAUAGACCCUUUUCCCCCCCGGAUGCACAUGACUCUUGGUGGCAGUAAGAAAGCCAUCACCAUCUGCGCUCAUUCAACAUAGCCUAGAUUGAAGGUUUUAUUACUUCUUAACAAAAUAUAAGUUCUCAUAUGCUUACAAUGAUGUUCUGAUUCUUGCUUGAACAGUAGCUAGGGUUGAAUGCUAACGCUCAUUGUUAUAGGCUGUAGCAAAAAUAUAGCCAAAGAACCAUUUUACUGGGGGGGGGUCUCAGCUCCCCUAAAUGCAACAUAAGUCAAACUUGGAGAGGGAGGUCUCUAAAUAAUGCUAAUUUCACCAUGUUUCUGUUUGUUUAAAAUGUAGUGGUGAAUAUGUUUUACAGUGUUAAAUGUAAACAAUAAAAGCUUCCAUAUCAAACAUUCA
Oncorhynchus keta (chum salmon) is the source of this 4995-nucleotide messenger RNA. RefSeq names its product rho guanine nucleotide exchange factor 15-like. Gene Ontology annotation, biological process: activation of GTPase activity. Lineage: Eukaryota; Metazoa; Chordata; Actinopteri; Salmoniformes; Salmonidae. The transcript is spliced from 17 exons. Gene Ontology annotation, molecular function: protein binding; guanyl-nucleotide exchange factor activity. The coding region runs from base 415 to 3315 and encodes 966 amino acids. The record is from RefSeq and is a predicted model, not a curated record.